This is a messenger RNA of Dichomitus squalens LYAD-421 SS1, 2876 nucleotides long. Its product is annotated as PAP2-domain-containing protein. Gene Ontology annotation, molecular function: sphingosine-1-phosphate phosphatase activity. Lineage: Eukaryota; Fungi; Basidiomycota; Agaricomycetes; Polyporales; Polyporaceae. The record is from RefSeq and is a predicted model, not a curated record. The transcript is spliced from 9 exons. Bases 33 to 2876 code for a protein of 947 amino acids.
AGUCAGAGCGGCGAAGGAUCGUAGACCACAUUAUGACAACAAUAGCACUUUCUGGAGGUACUUUGUCGAAUGGCACCAUGCACCGGAGAAAGUCGAGCAAAGACGAGAACGAGGAUAACGUGCUCGUAUUUCCCCCUUCGCCUGCCCCGCAAUCUCCCCCCGCGACCGCCCCGUUGACUCAAGGCUCCAAGACUAACAGCUUUCCGGCAAGCGAGACCGGCACCUUAGAGCCUCCACCAUCGCGCGCACGCGUGACAUCAACACCGUCUGCUAUCUCCGUAUCACAGUCCUUCCCUGGAGCUCCAACAUCUGCUGGUCCAUAUCGCACCUCUUUCAACGUGCCGCCUCGACCCCCACCUCUCAAUGGCUCUGCGUAUGGCCAUACUAAUGGUCGGCCCCAACCUCCAGGCAUGCGCCAGUCGUUCUCUCUCCCUUCGGCUCACUCCCAAGCCCAUUCGCGCACCCGUUCAAUAUCUGGCCCGUUCUCUCCAAUCACUCCUUCCCCGCUGUCUUCAUCCUUCCCUCCCCAACAACUAGUCAUGCCUCCCAAUAAAUUUUCAUCUUCGUCUACAGCGCCUGAGCUACGCCCUCCCGUCUCCCCCAUCGAGAACGGCGCGAAGCCCAAGGCCGCCCCACCGCGGAGACACUCGCGCAUCCACUCGCGCAACCUCUCCGUCUACUUCCCGCGCCCCGGCUCGCUCCCUGCGACAAGCAUUGCCGAAGACGGCGCACAAGAGCUCGACUUCAGUACUCCGCCCCCAGAUGAAAGCAUCUUAAUGCCGAGCGCGUCUCCACGCCCGGGCCAGCGCGACUUCCGCGAAGGCUUCACCUUCGGGGCCCGUCCGCCAGCCCCCGCGGGCCAGUCCUCGCACCCCAUAUCUUCCGAGCCCACGCCUCCACAGCCGUCUUCCGCUGGGGGCCCGUCGCGGCGCGGCCAUCACCACCGACACUCAAUGUCGCAUAGCUUCUUCUCGUUCCUCGAGCCCGGGGCGCAGAGCAUGCCCGACGAGCUGCACACGCAGCCGACACCCGUGCCCGUCAGCCCGUGGGCACCGAUCUCGCCCUUCCCGAGCCAGAUGUCCGUGCACGCGCUCGACGAUGCAGCCGCCUCCGUCGCUGUGACUGGAGCCGCGAACGGGCUUGGGUUCGGGAACGGGGUGGCGGUGGGGGGAGGGCGCGCGAAGAGCAAAGGCGCGGCGAUAGGCAGGAUCCGCGCGUCGGCGCAGGUCUCGCCUGUGGCCAUCGGCGUGAGCGUGUGGCAGUUUGUGCUGGGGGCGUGGCUGUGGAUCACCGGGCAGCAGGUCGGGUCGCUGGCGUGUACGGGCCUGGGGUAUUGGGUGGUUUUUGAUGCGUUUGGGGUCGCGCUCGGGCAUGUGCUGCCGAACUACCUCACGCGUCCGAGUAUGCAGACUGAGACGAGGAGACCGUACGGGAACGCGCGGGUCGAGACGGUCAUGGCUUUUGCUCAGUCGGUGUACCUGAUCUUCACGUCCGUGUACGUAUGCAAGGAGACGGUCGAGCACCUGCUGCUCUCGUCUGGGGAGGGUCAUCACCACCAUCAAGGCGACGAGGUGGCCUCUGUGCUUGGGAUCGAGUUCCCUAUCCGCCUAUUAUUUAUUACGCUCAUUUCCCUCCUCUCCACUGCUAUCUUUUUCAACAACCAUGCCAAGCUCGUCAGCACUGCGGGCAACCGCAUCCCCUCUUUAGCAUCGCUGCUCCCGAGCCGUUCUCGUUAUUCUGCAUCAGCAUUCACAUACCCGCCCGCUCUCAACAACCUAUUCACAAAUCCAUACGCGCUCGCACCCAUAGGUUUCGCGAGCGCAGUUCUCUUCACUGCAUUAUCGCUUCCUGCAUCUCAACACCGACCCUUUGACCUCAUCCUCGCCGGGCUCGAAACAAUCGUCACCUUCAACAUUGCCUACCACGCUGCCGUCCAGCUCGGCGCAGUCCUCCUGCAAACCUCUCCGGCACGGGGCCUCGCAGGCGGGCGGAUGGAAGCCUUCCUGCGCGCGAUGCGCGAGAUCGAGCGCCACCCGCAAGUCCUCCACCUCCCCGCCCCGCACAUCUGGCAGCUCACGCCGAGCCUCGCCGUCUCGGACGCGGACGUCGUCUCCUCCCCAUACGCGUCUGCCGCGGCUGUCGCGCUGGAGAAGGCGCAGGGCCCCGCGCAGAGCCUGGUCGUGACGCUGGAGCUGCAUGUGAGGCAUGACCUGGAGGACGCGGAGGUGCUGAAGCUGACGAGGUGGGCGUGGGAGCGGUGCGUGCACGCGCUGCACUUCGGGACGCGGGGUGGGGAGGGAGGCGAGGGCGAAGCGGAGGUGACGGCCGAGGAAGAUGAGAGACCUGCGCGCCUCCCGAUAUGGCUCUACGCUCUUGACAGGACGAAUAGGAUAGUCACUUCGUUGACUGCUGUUGUAGUCUUGUAUACGCGCUCAGCGGGCGUUGCGUACUUCGCAGCGAGCGCGGUGCUCUGCUCGGUGACCGUGAAGAUUAUCAAGAGGAUGGUGCGCCAGCCCCGCCCAUACCUGAUAGUCAGGGGAAAGAAGAAGAAGUCGUAUGGGAUGCCGAGCACACACUCUGCGACGAUCACGUACUUCGCGACGUACAUCACCCUAGCAUGCGCGUACUUGCCUAUACAUCCCGCCUUCCCCUCGUCGCCCUUGAUGCGCAUCUUCCCGCCGCUGAUUGUCAUUCCCCUUGCAAGCACCAUCGCGUGGUCGCGGAUAUCGCUAGGACAUCACACAGUUUUCCAGGUCGCUGCAGGGGUUACGUGUGGCUUGGUAUACGCACCGCUCAUGUUCAGACUAUGGACGCACAAGUUGAACCAGUAUGGACCUUGGGCGGAGGCCUUGGUUCACACGUACAUCCCCGUCUAG